CAUUUACAAUGUCAAAUUAAUAAUGCUAUUGGAUGGAUGAAAUUAUGUAACUCGAUCUUUUUUCGCGAGGAAAGAAAAUCCUAUGUCCAGCACGUACGCACACACAUAUACAUAUAUGCUCAUUCGUACAUACUUUCUUGUGUUGUGUACAUGUGCAGACAAGAGCAGUAAAACAGUCCGAGAUGGGCGAGCCGAAUGAGUGGAGGGCCAGGUUCGACGGCGCCAAGCACUCGGUGGUGUAUAUCCAGUUCGCCCCGCUGCCAGGCAUGGCGAACGAGAUCCAGAGGCUCGCCGACCGGGUGCGGAGCAUCGAGGAUGAGCAGGAGAGACGGCUGGCCGUUAGGAGCCCAAGCACCUGCGUCGGCUUCGUCCACAGCUCGACCAACGGCGACGACGAUGAUGCUGCUGCAUGCCACCUGAACGUGAUGACAACAGCCCAUGCCCUCAAGCAUGUCUACAGCUGGGCCGAUCCGCUCACCAUUGAGAAGGCGCGCCUCUUCCGUGCAUCCGUUGUCUGCUAUCAUCGCGAGGAAGCUCGCAGGCUGUCCAGGCUGCCGGAGGAGAGCAGGAGGUACGUGGAGGCCAAGAUCACGGCGUCGUCGUGGGCACACGACAUACUCCUGCUCACGGUCGGUGUCGAGGCUUUGAGAAGCUUCCACGCCGAGGUCUGCCCCGGACCGCAUCCGCACCCGGCCCUCCCCGUGGCCCCCAAGAUGCCGAGGAAGGCGAUGCGGUGCAUGCUGCUGACCUGGCCCGAGGUGGACGGGCCUCCAAGGGAUGCCAUGGGGUGGACGAGCUGCUCCAGGGGGGUGGAGAUGAUGAGUACUAACCACCUGGGAUAUAGGAUGAUCCUCGUCGAGGUUGACGUAGACAGCGUGGCCGGGAUGUCCGGUGCGCCACUUGUCGACGCCGACGGAAUGGUCAUCGGGAUGCUCCAUGGCGGGUUUGGGGGCACCCACUCCUACUUCGUGGCAUGCCCCCAUCUCUAUCAGUGGGCGAGGCAGAACCGAACCCGCACACGCAUAGUGAGGAGGAUUGGGGUGGCGAGUAGCUGGGCAACAUUCAAGGCUGGCUAACUCGACUGUGCAUCACGUUGCCACGUUGGUAUAGCUCGUUACAUAUAUACGCUAGUUUGCUUGUACAUACUGGCUACAUCCAGGAUCCAUCGUCCUCCAUUUUUUUGCAGGGACGAUUGCAGAAAGUAUUGCAUGUUGCAAGCUCAUUUUGCAUGUAUUGCAGUCAAUCAUGUUGCAAGCUCAUUUCUCACACACAGAGAGAGAGAAAGACUAGCUAGUAGCUAGCUAGCUUGGGAUCCAUCCCAGCCUCUCUCAGACAGACACACAAAAACAUACAGGCUACAGCCGCAACGCUCGUCGAAUAUAUAAAUACAUACGACAAGAGCAUGCUUAGCUUGCGAUUCACGUAUAGCAUGAAUCUGCAGUAGAAAGUGCAGGGUCUAACAGAGCACAGUUUGACAAAAUCCAGGCAUCUCAAACUGGCACUCGCAAGUUUGGUUACAUUUUCAUUUCAAACCAUGCAUGGCAAAAGUAGUCACAGCUAACAAAAGUACGUAGUUUUAUAAUGAUGAUGGGCUGAUCUAUAAUCACAAGUUCUCAGUAGUCAGUACUCAUCAUGAGAAGCAGGGGACAAAGAAAACCUGAUGAAUCAGUUGCUGCAACUCAGAGCCACCCGGCCGCAUAAAGAACAUGUCUCCUGAUCAUCUAGGCUCUAUAGAUAGAAAACCUUAGAGACGGCAAGGGAAAAUUAAUGUAAGCAGCUGGCCCGGUUUGGAAAAAAAUAAUAUAAGCAGCUGGCAAGAAAUUCAAAAUCCCACGUGAAAUUGGAGCUUAAGAUCUUGAAAGCAGUUUGUAGUUAACUCUUUAAGUCUUAACUGCAAUACUUCAAACUUUGAAGCCUUUUAGAGUUCCUGCUAUGAUCUAGUGCACAAUCUCCACUCAUCUACGGCACAAAACCACUUAUCUACUAGGGAGUGUUUCAAUAUAGACAAGAGUGGCCCCUAGUGCAUUUUUGUUCCGUCUAUUUCUAGAAACUGCCAAGCAAGCCCAGCCCGGCCCCAAAUAGGUAGGGAACUACUCCUUCCGUUCCUAUCCGUUCCUAAAUAUAAGUCUUUUUA
Messenger RNA from Hordeum vulgare subsp. vulgare (domesticated barley), 2134 nucleotides. RefSeq lists its product as uncharacterized. The coding region runs from base 183 to 1076 and encodes 297 amino acids. The transcript has a single exon. The record is from RefSeq and is a predicted model, not a curated record. Lineage: Eukaryota; Viridiplantae; Streptophyta; Magnoliopsida; Poales; Poaceae.